AUGCACGCAUUCGCAAAGGUCUACCAUGACCACCCCAAGACGCUGCUCUUCUCCACCGCCGCCGUGCUCCGACUCCUGCUCGUUGCAACGUUCCCUGCACUGCCCGACCUGUUGACAGGCAGAGUCGAGAUCUCCAGCCCCGUCAACAGCUUCAAGAGACUACAAGAGGGAUUGUUUCUAUUCGAGCGAGGACUCGAUCCAUACGAUGGCGGCAUCUUCCACCAGGCGCCUCUCCUUCUGCCACUAUUCUCGCUCCUGCCAUCACCCUCGACAUCGAUUGGCCGGAUUGUGAGCGUACUCCUGUACACCGCCCUGGACGUCGUCUCCGCCGACUGCAUCUUCGAGAGUGCCAAGUCUGGCGCGAACGCAGUUUCCUCGUUGUAUCUCUCACCGCGGGCUGAUCGAUCAUGGAACCCCACGUCGGUGGUCGCUGUCUAUCUUCUCAACCCCUUCACACUGCUGGCGUGCCUGGGCCGGCCCACGACCACCUUCACGACCAUGUUCACGCUGCUUAGCUUGAAGCAUGCAUGCCGAGCGGAAGCUGUCACCAGCGCGUUUGCGCUGGCCAUUGCAAGCUACUUGAGUCUGCAUCCGGUGCUGCUACUUCCUCCGAUUGGUUUGCUGUGCUAUGACCGCAUAUGCUACAAGCAGAUUGGGCACAGUCUACACAAGACUGCAGCCUCAACGACAAAGUCCACCACCCAACGAUCUGGCGUUGCCUUGGACCAGCGAGCACUUCCAGCUGCGCUUCCGUUUGGAGUAUCGGUCAUGGCUAUCUAUCUCACCUCGCUGGCACUUCUACUAGGCCUAUCGAGGCUGCUGCUGCCUUCAUGGCAUUUUAUCGUGUCGGUCUACAUGACUCCACUCACUUUGCCGGACCUGACACCCAAUCCUGGGCUGUGGUGGUAUUUCUUCAUCGAAAUGUUCGAUGCAUUCCGCGAAUUCUUUCUUGGGGUGUUCUGGCUGCACAUGCUAUCCUACAGCGUGCCCCUGUGUCUGCGCUUUCGCAAACAGCCCUUGGCAGCCGUGGUGGUGAUGAUGGGCAUCAUAGCAGUCUUCCAACCUUAUGCGAACGUAGGAGACGUCGGAACUUGGCUUGGAUCAUUAUGCCUGUUGGGGCAUGUUUUCGAGCUCUGUUCCACACAUCGCUACACUUUCCCAGCCCUAGCUGCUUUGCUGUACGCCUCUUUACUUGGGCCAGCAUUCCAUCACCUAUGGAUCUAUGCAGGGUCUGGGAAUGCCAACUUCUUCUACGCCAUCACGUUGGUCUGGAGCCUAGCACUGUCAAUCCUACUGACAGAUACGAUAUACGCGGUCCUGAGAGAUGAAUGGGAGGCCGAGCGGCCAGAGACGAAGGGCAAGGAAGUCAGACAGAUAUAG
Molecule: messenger RNA, 1380 nt
Organism: Fulvia fulva
Lineage: Eukaryota; Fungi; Ascomycota; Dothideomycetes; Mycosphaerellales; Mycosphaerellaceae
Product: Phosphatidylinositol glycan anchor biosynthesis class U protein
Exons: 3
Coding region: 1-1380 (459 amino acids)
Biological process (GO): protein localization to cell surface; attachment of GPI anchor to protein
Cellular component (GO): membrane; GPI-anchor transamidase complex
Source: RefSeq, a predicted model, not a curated record